Messenger RNA from Brassica napus (rape), 666 nucleotides. RefSeq lists its product as uncharacterized. NCBI's taxonomy places the organism in Eukaryota, Viridiplantae, Streptophyta, Magnoliopsida, Brassicales, Brassicaceae. The transcript has a single exon. The record is from RefSeq and is a predicted model, not a curated record. The coding region runs from base 56 to 436 and encodes 126 amino acids.
UCAUCAAUCUCACAACAAUAACAAUUCAAAUUCACACACGAUUAACAGCAACAAAAUGUCUACAAAAUCUAUCCUUCUACCUUUUCUUCUCCUAAUCAUGUUUGUCACUUCAUCUCAAGCAAGUCGUCAACUCUGGGAUAGUGAAUUCCACGAUUUUUUCUCCAAAUCCGGGUUCCAUGGGAUUAAUAAGGUUCACGGGAUUCAAGGGUUUCAUCAUGGGACUCAUGGGAUUCCUAAGUUUCCCGGAACUGGAAAUUUUAUGAGUGGGGUACAUACAUGCAGCAUGCAAGGACCUUGUAAAGGUAAGAAGUUGAAGUGUCCUGAGACGUGCUACAAAUCAACCAACGUUAACAAGGAAGGUUAUAAAAGCACUAGCAAGAGCGGAGGAUGUUCAUUUGACUGUACGACCAAGUGUAGCGCCACUUGUUCAUCAUAACUGAAACAUAUACAUGUUCUAGCUUAUGUUAUGUUAUCUUAUAGUCUAUAUAUAUAAAUCUGUGUUCAUUUGACUGUACGACCAAGUGUAUAUGAAUCUGUUUAAAACGGCAUUUGUAUUGGAGAGUUUGUUUCUCCUUUGUAUGUAUUACUUUUGAUUAGUAUCUUUCUAUCAUUCUCUAUGUACAUAAUAUGGUUAUGAGUUAUGAAUAAAACAAAAUUUUGCGUUUC